Messenger RNA from Maniola jurtina (meadow brown), 2675 nucleotides. RefSeq lists its product as uncharacterized. The record is from RefSeq and is a predicted model, not a curated record. NCBI's taxonomy places the organism in Eukaryota, Metazoa, Arthropoda, Insecta, Lepidoptera, Nymphalidae. Gene Ontology annotation, molecular function: protein binding. Bases 311 to 2545 code for a protein of 744 amino acids. The transcript has 18 exons.
GGUAUAUAAUUGACCUAUAAAUUAAUUAAAAUUAAAUAACUUUUAGUGCAAUACAGUUUUGUACGAUUUUUCGGAUAUCACUCUAGCUUCAGAAGUUCAGACCACAGAGUACGUGGUCUCCAAACCCUUGAGAAUUGAGGAUUAAAAAUAAUUAAAUACAUUUGAAUAACAAAGUGAGCUAAAAGCCAAUCUGGAGGGACGGACCCUCUGCCUACUCACUCGUAUCGACAAAACAAAGAUAUGGUUACCAUACUGGGACCAGAAAGCAGAACGCAGUGAUUGUUGUAUUGAAGUGGUGCUCGUGAGCAACAUGUCCAUCAAAUCGCAGAAGUCGCUCAAUGAGGAGUGCUCGGAGAUAUUCGAGAGGAGCUACUCCGUGAGGAGUGUAUCGGAAGAGAGCUUAACUUGUGAUGAAGACGAGGAGUCAUUGUCUCGAGAGCUGCUGAGGAAGCUGACGCCAGCCGUGCUCAGCAAGCUGCGGCGAUGCUUCAAGAAGGCGCGGGAGAAGAACGCGGCAGCGGUAGAUAUUGACAGAAAGGUGGAGGAGGUGAUGCGAGUGGCGGCGGCAGAGGAAGGCAUCCAAUUCGCGGCACCUGCGCCCGCGCAGCCGCCUAUACUAUGUCUGGACGAGAAAGGAUUCGUCUCUGCGGUGGACAACAUUUUCGGUCACCGCAAAUACAGCCCACACGCUCGCCAGCUGUUCCAGACGCUGGACUCGUUCGGCAGCGGCCGCGUGUGGUGGCGCCAGCUGGUGACGCGCCUGGUGGCGGCCGGCGCGCGCACCACCAGCACGCGCUGCGAGCGCUGGACCCCCGUCACCGUGCAGGCUAUACGAAGACUAGACCACUGCAAACGUGAAACCAUAGUGAAGUUGGUGAGCAUAGAGAGGGAGAACUCUUUCUGCUACACGUGCGUGUCGCGCGGCGGCCGCGUCGGCGUCUACAGCGCCGCGCUGCAGCCGCUGCACGACUAUGAGAUAUUUUAUCAUCGAACCGGAGUUCAUCGUCGCGUCAAAAACUGUUGGAUCACCGACGCAAUUUAUUUAAACGACGUGCAGAGUUUGCUGUUCUCGGCGUCAGACCGCAGCCUCACCAUCUACGAUGUAACCACCGUCACCCACACGCCUGUCUACUGCAUCACUGGCCUCCCUAACAUUCCCACGUGCCUGGCCUACAACUCUGCGCUGAACGGAGGCGAAUCGGAGCUGAUGUUCGGCACGGAGCGCGGUGACGUCACGCGCAUGCGCUUCCUGCUGCCCAGGCUCUCGCUGUUCUACAGCAAAACACAAGACAGUACUAAUUAUUACUUUUGGAUGGAGCUGUCAUCCCCUCCUCACAGCCACUACUGCAGCAUCAGCACGUGGCGCGGCGUGCACGCGCGCUCCGUGCGCCGCGUCAGCUACGCGCGAGACGGCGACAUCGUGUGGUCCUGCUCACACGACAGCACUGUGGGAGUGCGCGCCCGGCAUGCGCCCGGCCUGCUGAAGGAUUAUGUGUUCAAAGUGCAGAGAGGCAUCAGCUGUUUCCACAUGGUAGCAGCCCUGCACCUAUUGGCGACGGGCAGCCCGGAUGGCCUGGUGCGGCUGUGGGAGACGCAGGGCUCCCUGUUCGCGAGCCUCUCCGUGCCGGGCUCCCCCGCCGUGCUGGAUGUAGCCGUCAUCGUCUCCAUGGAAAUUGUCGUUGCCUAUUGUAGCAACUGUUUCGUCCAUAUUUGGGACCUAUACGAAGAGUGUCUUCUACAAACAGUGAAAAUCAAGUUCCCCUUUCUUGGAGUUCUCGGCAAGAAGCCAGACUUCGGAACCAUCAGCAUUCACCCUGGUCCACCUCGUAAAAAAGAAGCAGAGGAAGAUGUAGCGAGCAUACCCUCGGGCUCGCGCCGCGGCUCCAGCGUGUACCAGGGCUCCACGGGCGGCCUGCUACUGCAGCCCGAGCCGGGGCCCGCGGCGUGGGACCAGCGGGGCCUGGAGCGAGACCCUGAAAACCUUCGGUUCAACCGAGGCGAGAUCCUGGUCACGUGUUGUGACUACGUGUGCAGCAUCGCCCUGCGGCAGACGGACGAGCCGCCGCUGGCGCCGCCAGGAGACACGCUGCGGGCGCGGCGACCUUCCUUCUGGGAACUACCCGCGGAUUUAAUAGCGCCUCCAGCCUCAGUUGCCAAGAUCUCCAAGCCGUGUCCACCUUCUCCCAGAUUUCUGGCGCCAGUGGCUGCGGAAGAAACCCUCGAAGAUCUCGAUGAGCUCUUGGAAAAAGCUGGACUUCAAGGAAUACUAGAAAAGGACUUCGUGUUGAUGCGAGGAUUGAAACACGAUUUGAACAAGAAACUUCAUGAAAUGGAGAGCGAUAAGGAAGCUACGCGGUCCGCAGUGAACGCCGGGGCGCCGUACUUGGCCCUGAAGAGCUACGAGCCUGUCCCUCUGCCCUCCUUCGACCAUCUCGCGGAGCAGUACUCGCGGGUUAUGAGUUUAUUUCCCGAGUCUAUCACGCUCGCUACACCGUCAGGAAGCGAAUUUUCUUCACCAAGAAAUUCUAAAUCAUUCAAAUUAUGAAAAGCCUCCCUGGCCUACAAGGCGGGCAAGCGCAUGAUAUCGCUGGCGGAGGGCAUGCCCAACGAGGCCAUCUUCCCCUUCACGCGCCUGGAGCUCACCACCAGGGCGGGCGGGAAGAUGGUCUUCGAUG